GGGGCGUGGCCGCGCGACUCGGCUUCUUGGUUCCGCCAUGGCUGUCUCUUCCAGCGCCGUUCACCUGCGGCAGUGUGUGGUGUCCCCGGCCGGGAGACACAGUGCCUCGCUGAUCUUCCUGCACGGCUCAGGUGAUUCUGGCCAAGGACUGAGACAGUGGAUCAAGAACGUGCUAAACCAAGACUUAACAUUCCAGCACAUAAAGAUUAUUUAUCCAACAGCUCCCUCCAGACCAUACACUCCUAUGAAGGGAGGACUCUCCAAUGUGUGGUUUGACAGAUUUAAAAUAUCCAGUGACUGCCCAGAACACCUUGAGUCGAUUGAUGGGAUGUGCCAUGUGCUCACUGAGCUGAUUGAUGGUGAAGUAAAAAAUGGCAUCCAGAAGAACAGGAUAUUAAUAGGGGGAUUUUCUAUGGGAGGCUGCAUGGCGAUACAUUUAGCAUACAGAAAACACCGAGAUGUGGCAGGAGUAUUUGCUCUUUCUAGUUUUCUGAACAAGGAGUCUGCUGUCUACAAGGAUCUUCAGCAAGCUGAGCACACGCUCCCCGAGCUAUUUCAGUGUCACGGCACCGCAGAUGAGCUGGUCCUUCAUGCCUGGGGCGAGGAGACAAACUCAAAGCUGAAGUCUCUAGGAGUGAGCACAGUGUUUCACAGUCUUCCAGAUCUUUACCAUGAAAUGAACAAAACUGAGCUAGAGAGGCUGAAGUCCUGGAUUCUAACAAAACUGCCCGGAAAGACUGAGGGACAGAAUGAAUGAAUGAAUGAAUGAAUGAAUGAAUGAAUCUAUCUUCACUGCCACAUUGAUUAGUAUCUUAUAUUCAACAAUUUUUUUCCUCAUUUGAUCCUCACAGAAAGUAAGCUUGGUGAAACAUCCAGCAUUCCCAUCUUUUAUGAAUGGGAUUUAUGAUAUCUGUCUGUUGUCAUUCCACAAAAUUGUCUUGAGAAUCAUUAUGUUGUAAAUGUCAACUGUUUUGUAGCUGCAUAGAUACCAUGGACACACUGCUAUUUGCUUGUCCAUUCACCACAGAUCUGGGCUACUUGCUCUGUGGAGCUGUCAUAAAUAGGGAUGUUGUGAGGUGUAAACAUCCACCCUCACAGCGGAGAGGGUGGUUGACGCAUUGUCAGUACCUGAGACUGUCCAACUGUUUCUCAUUGUAGUUUUACCAUUUCCCAUUCCAGACAGCGUGGUGGUGCCUGAUGCCCAUCUCUUCAUCAUACUUUCAUUUGGCCUUUCUGGUGGCUGCAUAGAGUUUGAUUUCUGUAAUGCAGGCUUGAUUUCCAUUUUUUGGUGAUACAGAAUCCUACACUGGAGGGUUCUUCCACAUUUGUGAAGAGUCAGUUUGUCCUCCCCAAUUUGUUUCUAGAUUGUCUUUGUGAAAAGUUAUUUACUGUCAAAUUAUAAUGAUAAAUAAAAUAUGAAUAAAUAA
Molecule: messenger RNA, 1427 nt
Organism: Mesocricetus auratus (golden hamster)
Lineage: Eukaryota; Metazoa; Chordata; Mammalia; Rodentia; Cricetidae
Gene: Lyplal1
Product: lysophospholipase like 1
Exons: 5
Coding region: 38-757 (239 amino acids)
Biological process (GO): protein depalmitoylation
Cellular component (GO): cytoplasm
Molecular function (GO): carboxylic ester hydrolase activity; palmitoyl-(protein) hydrolase activity
Source: RefSeq, a predicted model, not a curated record